UCUCUCUCGCUCGCUCUCUUUAGCUCCUUUCUGCGGUUCUCCGCCGCCCUUUCUGUCCGGGGCUGGGGGACUCAUCCGACCCCGGCUUUGGUCCUUCGCCUCGUGGCUGCCGUGCUCUCAGCCUCCCUACCCCGGGUCUUCCCGCCUUCUAGGGCUCAGCCCCCGCGAGGCUGCCACGCGCUGGGCACGAAGUAGUCGUCCAGUUAGCGCGUGGACCCCGAAGUCCGUUAAGAUGUAGUGCGGCGCCUUGAGAGAGUUGCCUGCAGCGCGCUCGAGCGCUUCCACCGCCGCUGCACUCGUUCUUUUCGACUUUCUAUCUUUUACUUUCUCUUCAGAAAAUCGGCGGUCAGACUAGCUCUAACCUCUGCAGAUUUAUAAAGAACUCUUCCUCUGAACUUGUGGCAUUUUAUCACAUAUACAACUGGGAUUUUAUUAUUUAUUGAACGGCUACUCUGCAGGGUGCCAGAUGGAUUAAGCCUAAUCCUGUACUCAAGAGAGCUGUCCUAAGGAGGGGGAAAUACAAGUAGAUAAACUCUUAAUGCUGUGAACCUUUUAGAUUACUGGACCAAAAAGAUGACAUCUAUUAUCAAAUUAACUACCCUGUCUGGGGUCCAAGAAGAGUCUGCUCUUUGCUAUCUUCUCCAGGUUGAUGAGUUUAGAUUUUUAUUGGACUGUGGCUGGGAUGAGCACUUUUCUAUGGAUAUUAUAGAUUCCCUAAGGAAGCACGUUCACCAGAUUGACGCAGUGCUGCUGUCGCACCCAGACCCUCUCCAUCUUGGUGCCCUCCCUUACGCUGUGGGAAAGCUGGGUCUGAACUGCGCUAUCUACGCAACCAUUCCUGUUUAUAAAAUGGGGCAGAUGUUCAUGUAUGAUCUGUAUCAGUCUCGACACAAUACAGAAGAUUUUACACUCUUUACAUUAGAUGAUGUGGAUGCAGCCUUCGAUAAAAUACAGCAGCUAAAAUUCUCUCAGAUUGUGAAUUUGAAAGGUAAAGGACAUGGCUUGUCUAUCACACCUCUUCCAGCUGGGCAUAUGAUAGGUGGAACAAUAUGGAAAAUAGUCAAAGAUGGAGAAGAAGAAAUUGUUUAUGCAGUUGACUUCAACCACAAGAGGGAGAUCCACUUAAAUGGAUGUUCCCUGGAAAUGCUAAGCAGACCCUCUCUACUCAUCACAGAUUCAUUUAAUGCUACCUAUGUGCAGCCUAGAAGGAAGCAGAGAGAUGAACAGCUUCUGACAAAUGUCCUGGAAACCCUUCGAGGUGACGGAAAUGUGUUAAUAGCAGUGGAUACUGCAGGCAGAGUUUUGGAACUUGCUCAGCUUCUUGAUCAGAUUUGGAGAACUAAAGAUGCAGGAUUGGGCGUUUACUCACUAGCGCUCCUAAAUAACGUCAGUUAUAAUGUGGUGGAGUUUUCUAAGUCCCAGGUAGAGUGGAUGAGUGAUAAAUUGAUGAGAUGCUUUGAAGACAAAAGGAAUAACCCAUUUCAGUUUCGCCAUCUUUCUUUAUGCCAUGGUCUUUCGGACUUGGCUCGAGUACCUAGCCCCAAAGUUGUCCUUGCUAGCCAGCCUGACUUGGAAUGUGGAUUUUCAAGAGAUCUCUUUAUUCAGUGGUGUCAGGACCCUAAAAACUCAAUCAUUCUAACUUAUAGAACUACUCCUGGGACUUUAGCACGUUUCUUAAUUGAUAAUCCUUCUGAAAAAAUUACAGAAAUAGAGUUGAGGAAACGUGUGAAGCUUGAAGGGAAAGAGCUUGAGGAGUACUUGGAAAAAGAGAAACUAAAGAAAGAAGCUGCUAAAAAACUUGAGCAGUCAAAAGAGGCAGACAUAGACUCCAGUGAUGAGAGUGAUGUCGAGGAAGAUAUUGACCAGCCGUCUGCUCAUAAGACAAAGCAUGACCUGAUGAUGAAAGGUGAAGGUAGUCGUAAAGGAAGUUUCUUCAAACAGGCAAAAAAGUCUUAUCCUAUGUUUCCUGCCCCAGAAGAAAGAAUUAAAUGGGAUGAGUAUGGAGAGAUUAUCAAACCAGAGGAUUUCUUAGUGCCAGAACUUCAAGCUACUGAAGAAGAAAAAAGUAAAUUAGAAUCUGGUUUGACAAAUGGAGAUGAGCCCAUGGAUCAGGAUUUAUCUGAUGUUCCAACUAAGUGUAUUUCUACAACAGAAUCUAUUGAAAUAAAAGCCAGGGUUACUUACAUAGACUAUGAAGGACGCUCUGAUGGAGAUUCCAUUAAAAAAAUCAUUAAUCAGAUGAAACCACGCCAACUGAUAAUUGUCCACGGCCCACCAGAGGCCAGUCAAGAUCUGGCAGAGUGCUGCCGUGCAUUUGGCGGGAAAGAUAUUAAAGUGUACAUGCCAAAGCUGCAUGAAACAGUUGAUGCCACCAGUGAAACACACAUCUACCAGGUGAGGUUAAAAGACUCACUUGUCAGCUCCCUUCAGUUUUGUAAGGCAAAAGAUGCUGAAUUAGCGUGGAUAGAUGGUGUCUUAGACAUGAGAGUUUCCAAAGUGGACACGGGAGUAAUUUUAGAAGAAGGGGAGCUCAAGGAUGAUGGAGAAGACUCAGAAAUGCCAGUGGAUGCUCCUUCCGAUUCCAGCGUCAUAGCGCAACAAAAGGCCAUGAAAAGUCUGUUUGGAGAUGAUGAGAAAGAAACAGGUGAAGAAAGUGAGAUCAUCCCUACUCUGGAGCCCUUGCCGCCUCACGAGGUUCCUGGACAUCAGUCAGUUUUUAUGAAUGAACCAAGACUGUCAGACUUCAAACAAGUUCUUUUACGGGAGGGGAUUCAAGCUGAAUUUGUAGGAGGUGUACUUGUCUGCAACAAUCAAGUAGCAGUCCGUAGAACGGAAACUGGACGCAUUGGAUUAGAAGGCUGUCUUUGUCAAGAUUUUUAUAGGAUAAGAGACCUUUUAUAUGAACAGUAUGCCAUCGUGUAAAGGACAUGAUGUCAAGAAGUAUCUGCUUGACCUUUCUAAGAAAAAAGGGUUCUUACCUUAUUCUAAGCUUUUGCUCCUUUCUUUUAUAACAUAUAAAAAGAAUCUACCAGAAAAACUGAACAUGUGUUAAAUUUUUAAAAAUGUAAAUAGAAGGCUGGGAAUAUAGCUCAGUGGUAGAUGCUUGCCUAGCAUGCAUAAGGCCUGAGACUUUAAUGCCCAGCGUCAGAAGAAAAGAAAGGUAGCAGGGAGGAAAAUUUAAAAUGUGAGUAGGACCCCUUUUGCUAAUGCUCAGAAUGAGCACCCUGCCUUUUGGCUUUCAGAGUGACAGAGGACCUAACAAGUGUACAGGCUGAGAAUGAAAGAUGGCCAGUUUCCUUUACACACCUUCGCCUUAGAAGGGCUUUUUACUUGAAUAAUACAGUGCAACUUAGCAAACCAGUUCAUGGCCUUAGAGAACAUGUUUGCAUGUCCUCUUACAAACAGCUUCUUGUAUUUUCUGGAAUGAAAAGAGAAUUAUUUGACAAAGAUGUGCUACAACAAAACUAAACUGAUAUAAUAGUUUUUUGAAGAUUAGGUAUUUAAAAAAAAGUAUAUGUGCUAUGGUUAUUUUGAAUUCUAGUGUAUAUUUUCACAUGGUAUGUAUCUGUUCUACGCCUAUAGUUCCCUGUGAUUCAUGCUAAUGUGAGGUACUAUGUAUUUUGUCCAGGAAUCAAUUUUUAUUUCUCCCAUUUCUUGUUCUUAAGAUUUUUUUCUUGUUCGAUUUGAAUUACUGCACCAUGAUAUAUGUCAUCCAAAAGAACUGCUUGAUGUGUUAGUCUUAAGGAUUCUAUGUACAUAUUAGACACAACUGUCAGCUGGGUUGUUGUACUUGAAACUGUUUUAGUGCUGUAUUUUUAAGGAAAAUGUUGAACUUCACUUUUUUUUAUAAAGUAGCAGUGUAAUUUAAUUAAAAAAUGUAAAUGUUUUCCUCUCUUAGGCUUGCUCUCUUCUAGGGUGAGUGCAGCAGUGGUUGGAUUUUAUAUACAUUACUACAGAAAUAAUACUGAAAUUGGCUGGGCACAGUAGCACAUGCUUAUGAUCUCAGCUACUCAGGAAGCUGAGGCAAGAGUCACAAGUGCAAGACCCACUUGCGUAACUAAACAAAACAUUCUCCAAACAAAAAGGAUUGGGAAUGUAGCUCAGUGGUAGAGUGUUUGCCUGGCAUGUGGGAAGCCCUAGGUUCAGUCCCCAAUGCUGCUAAAAACCAAAGCAAAAAACUAAAUUGGAUAAGGUCAUCUUUGCUGCCCUGAUACAGUAUAAACGAUUUGUAUUGAAGAGUAAAAUAUGCAAUUUUCAUUGGAUUUAGUCAAUGAAAACCAUAGUGCCCUAUUUUAAUUUGUUGAUUAUUAUUAUUUUUUAGAAGGUAGCUUAAUCACAGCAUACCUUAAUGCUUACCCUCUCUACACUUAGCAUUUUUAAGAGAAUCAAUCUUUGUUAACUUCUGUGGAGUUGUGCAUAUUUCUACCCAGUGACAUCAGAAUAGAAUUAAUACUUCAUUCUGUUUCAAAUGCUUACAGAACUUCUGUUGUGGAUUAUAAUACUAAUACAAAGUUUAUAGCCUCCUGAUCCUGAAAACCACAUACACAAACUAGUAUUUCAGAAGGUGAAUAGAAAAGGUAUAUUUUCUUUUUAGCACCUCAAAAAUUUUUGUCUCAAACUUCUGCUGCCGUAUAAUUCUGUUUUUAUCCCACGGGAGGGGCUGGGGAUUUAGCUCAGUGGCACAGUGCCUGCCUGGCAAGUGUGAGGUCAUAAGUUUGAUUCCCGGUACCAAAAAAAAAAAAUUCUGUAUCCCAGGAGAAAGAAAGUGUAUUUGUUUCAUGGUUUAAAGUAUCUUGCAAACUUGGUUUUACAUAUUAUAUCACAAUACCAAUGUUGAAAAACUUCCCUUCCCUUCCCUUUCUGUUGGCAUAUGAGCAAUGAUCAAACUUUACAGUACCGAGCUGUAGUGGGUGGGUGGCACAUGCCUGUAAUUCAAGGCGUGGGAGACUGAGUCAGGAGAAUCAAGUUCAGGAUUAGUCUGGGCAACAUAACAUGCUAAACAAACAAACAAUACAUAAAUAACCCGCCCCCAAGCACGUAAAGAUUGCCAUGUUAAAUGUCACUGGAAGAUCAAUACUUUUGUUUCUAAAGAGAUGACAAUGUUCCUGACAUUUCUAAAAUGAAGACCUUUGUUUUAGCAUGUUACUUAGAAAAAUACCAGUUUUACUAGCGACUCUGAGGUAAAACAAACUCAGAGAAACUUCCAGAUCUUUAUUGUUUCAAAGCAAGAAAAAAUACUUGUGGACUAUCAACUGAUACCUGCAAAUAAUUUUGUUGAAAAGAAAUUUUAUUGUAAUGUUUGUUGCAGUGGGUUUAUACAUAUUGGGUAUUGUUGCAAUUAUUUGUAUAUUUUCAGGACCCAGUAGCUGACUUUCUGGUGAGGAAAUGAGGAAGUCAGUUUUCUAAGGAGGGCCAUUCACCUUUGUAAAAGUUGGGGUGUGGUUAACAUGCCAUAAAAUAUACAUUGUUUUUGAAUGUAUAGUUCAUUUGGUGUGUUUACAGAGUUGUGGAGUCAUUGUUCUACUGUCUAAUUCCAGAACAUUUUCAUCAUUCCAGAAAGGCACCCCAUGCUCAUUAGUAGUUAUUCCCCGCUUUUCCCUUCUCCCUAUCCCCUGUCAAACAUUAAAUUUUCUGACUAUGGAUUUCCCAUAAACAUAGAAUCAAGCAACGUA
Molecule: messenger RNA, 5672 nt
Organism: Chinchilla lanigera (long-tailed chinchilla)
Lineage: Eukaryota; Metazoa; Chordata; Mammalia; Rodentia; Chinchillidae
Gene: Cpsf2
Product: cleavage and polyadenylation specific factor 2, 100kDa
Exons: 17
Coding region: 574-2922 (782 amino acids)
Biological process (GO): mRNA 3'-end processing by stem-loop binding and cleavage
Cellular component (GO): mRNA cleavage and polyadenylation specificity factor complex
Molecular function (GO): RNA binding
Source: RefSeq, a predicted model, not a curated record